This is a messenger RNA of Meloidogyne enterolobii, 785 nucleotides long. Lineage: Eukaryota; Metazoa; Nematoda; Chromadorea; Rhabditida; Meloidogynidae. The record is from the annotation of a GenBank genome assembly.
AUGAACGUUGACAUUGUUCGGUCGUAUGGCUUUGCUGCAGGCAUUUCAAACAUCGGCCUUGCUCCAAUAGACGAGUUUUGCGUUCUUGAGGUGUUGAAUAAGUCGAACAUUGGCUUGGUUUGUGACCAUUAUUGCAACACAGCGAACAGAAUGGUUCAUUGCUUCUCCCAUUGUUGUUUGCAUUAAAUACCGGAAAUGCUCUUGUUUGUUCUAUUGGACGUGGUGCUUGUCGUAUUUCUUGACGUAUUGGUCGUGCUUCAAAUCUUUCUCUUCUAUAUGCUUCAGAAUUAUUUUGCUCUCGGGGUUGAUCUCUUCUUGGUUCAUCUUUAAAUGCUGUCAUACAUUCUUCUGUCGAUUGUCGUAUUUUGACGAUAUCUGCUAAAGCGUUGCGAAGGUCUUUAUCAUCCCAUUUUCUUUUAGAAUGCAGUUCCUCUGUGAUGAGCUGUUGAAGAAUUGCUUGAGGUAGUUUGGAUUUGAUGAUGUUGCAGACGAAACGUUGUUUUGGGCCUCCUAGGCUUUCAAGCUGCAAACAAAUUCGUUCCACUUCUUUCUGAAAUUGUGACAAUUCUCGAAGGUUGUUUCGAAUCGGCUGUAGUUUCAAGAGUUGUGCUUCUAAUUGGUCGCUGAGUUGGUCGUCGUUUCCAUAGUUAUCCUUCAAAAUUUCUUUGACGAUUGGGUAAUUGGUGUCUGAUGGUGGGUAUCCAAUAAUAGCUUCACGAGCUGCCGAUCCUUCUCUGAGGUUUUGCAAGAGCAAAAGAUGUUUCUGGAAAAGAGGGUAUGGUUGU